Molecule: messenger RNA, 5562 nt
Organism: Aphis gossypii (cotton aphid)
Lineage: Eukaryota; Metazoa; Arthropoda; Insecta; Hemiptera; Aphididae
Product: zinc finger MYM-type protein 1-like
Exons: 2
Coding region: 3867-5540 (557 amino acids)
Source: RefSeq, a predicted model, not a curated record
AAUUAACCACAAACCCCAACUGUUACAAGUAAAUAUAAUGAUUCCUUUAAUUUUUCUUUCUUUUAUAUUAUAUAUUAAGUUAAAACCCAUCAUAGACCUAUAAACUAUAGUUAUAAUGACUUUAGUAUAUAUGUCUAUGCUAAAAACAAUAGUAAAAAGAUGAUACGAUACAAAAUAUAUAUAAAACACUGUUUUUAAUGAUAUAAAUUUUAAAAAAAUACGGUGGAUAAAAUACAAUAAUGUGCCAUUUCGUGGUUUUUAUAUUGUUGCCUGUUGGUAAAACAAUAAAACUUGGUAUAACUUUUAUGUUAGUCUAUUGAUUUGAUUUUGAGAUUGACGGUGGAAAUUGACUUAUUUCGCUAAUUCUUUUUUAUGUUGUUAUGGUUUUGACAAAUUAUAACAACAGGUCUACAACUAUUAUAUUCAAUUUUAACCAAUAGCGACCUUACAAUAAACAAAAAUAUAGUUUAUUUUCUUGCUGGACAGUGACACGUCAUUGUUGUUGUUUUAUUACAUCCAGAUUCCGUACUUUUUUGGUGGAUUUUACUAAAAUUGUAUUACAUAAGAACCUUCUCCUGCGACCAAUAGGAGCGAAUCAUCAGUGAAAAAUGUUACAAUGAACGGAGAAAAUAAAUAGAUUUCAGAUUCUCCGAUGAGGAAAAUAAUAUUGAAAAUCAAAUACACAAAGACAACAAAGUAAGUAUUUUUACUUAAAUAUAAUAUAUUAAUCACUUUCUAAGUUGAUACUUAUUUAUUAUUUUAUUAUUAAAUUCUAACCAUUCAUUAUUAUAUUAGCUGUAUUAAUAUAUCGAUUGAUUUUAUGUAUUGUGUAAUUUUUAAGAAUAAGAAACUCCAUAAUAUGUAAAAGCUGUUAAAAUGUCAAAUUCGUACAUGCGACUAAAGAUGAUGAAAGUGAAGUGGAAGAUGUCCCUUCUAUAAUAGUAAAAUCUUUUAACGGAGGGAGAAUACAGAUAUUUGUAUUAUACCGAUUAUGAUUAACCCUACCGAUUAUGAUAAACCCUACCCAGUGGCGCCGAACCCUAUAUUGAGGUCGGGCCUUGGCCCGACAUCUUUUGAAAAUUUAGCAUGGGGCCGCUGCAUAUUGGGCCGAAGUUUAUCUGCCAAAUCGUAUGAAAAUUGAAAACUCCUUUACAAAAUUAAAGCCUACAUUGCCUACUAUUCUAAUGUCUCUUAACUACAAUAUUUUGUUCAUUUAUUGUGUGCACUGUGCACUAAAAUUUUAAUAUAUUAUGUAGACAUUUAACCAGCUAUAUUUACUUGAAUGCAGAAUGGUUAUUGGUUAGUGCAUACGGUAGUGAUGUCGUACGCGAUCUACCCAAAUAGGCGAUCUACCGGUUAUUCCGAAUUUCCAAAUUUCCAAAUUAUCUUGAUAAUUUACUACUAUUUAUUUGUACGUUUUAUGACUUCCCUUUUAUAGUUCAAUUAAUACGAUAAGAUAAAAUAUACGAUAGCCUGACGUCCACACACAUCGCCGUCACCAACUCGCCACAAUCGCCGUCUCUACUCGUUAGACAAUAGUAAAUAAUAUUUCAUUAUGAGUUCAAGAAUCGGACAUUUCUAUCGUAAUAUUAUUUGUGACGAACAAACAUGUGUGAAUUAUUUAAAAAGCAAACAGUUUAACAGUUGUUACCUCAAAGGCUCAAAAUGAAGAAAAUCGUUUAACGUGCAAUAAAGUGAGAGAAGGCGUCAGCUGUGGUGGAGAUAUUAUUAUGAUAUUAUAUUUUUACAAUAAUAAUUAUUUUUUUAUGAGCAUCAUUAUCAAGUAAGAUAUAAAAAAAAUCAUAGACCUUAUACUAUAGUAUAAGGUCUAUGAAAAAAAUACGGAAAUUAAAUACUAUUUUUAGUGGAUUUGGGUAGAUCGCGCACUACUUAACAAGUUUGGUAGAUCGCGUACGACAUCACUACCGUGCAUACAAAUAAUUAAGAUUUGAGAAAAUAGUUAUUACCUACUUAUUAUUGUAGAUUUUUAUAAAUAAUACCUAAAUAAUAAAUACUUAUACGGCUACGCAUGAGCGUCAAACCAAUACGUGAACAGUACACGUGAUAUUAUGUCGUUGCCUGUUGGUGGUAUGGUUGAUGGUCGGUUUAUUGAUAGCGCGAUGAUGGGCGGCAGGGAGGAGGGUAAACGAAUAUCUAAAAUAGUCGCUAUUAAUAAAUUAUUAUUAUUUACUGAUGUUGGAUUAUUGUCAUUUUGUAAUGCUGUAUUGGCGUAUUACUGUGCGUCAACGACACUCAGUGUUACUACAGUGUAACAACGCAAGCGCAAGUUCGUAACGACUAACGAGUACGAGACACGAGUUACAAAAAACUUAAAAGUUAAUAGGAUUUGGUAUUAUCAUAAAGAAUAUAUUAUAUUCAUACAGUUAUUAUAUUUUUAAAUUCAAAUCAACAUGAAUAAAAAUAAAAGCAAAGGUGGAGCAGAAAAAUUACGGCUAAAACGGAUCGCAGAAUUUAAAGCUGCAGGAAAUGAUCCUAAACAGAAAAAAUUGUCAUUUGGUCUCCACUCAACCUCAAAAACAGGUAAUUAAGUUUCUAUAUUAAUUAUUGUGAAUUGUGGUAUUGGUGGUUUUUAAAUAUUAUGUUAAUAAGAAUUGGUAUUUUUAUGUUCAGAACAAUAGAGCAUAUUGAUAUAAUACCUAUUCACUUUAAUCAUUUUUUUUUUAAAUUAAAAAUAUUUUUAAAACAAAAUCUUUGUGGAUAUACAUUAUUCUUCUUUUAAUUUGUAAAUAAAUAAAUAUAAAAUGUACUAUGUAGACUGUUUGAUACCUACUUCUUGCAUUCUUGAAUUACAUACAAAAUUAAAGUAAAAUACAGUAAAAUUUCAAUCAGUUGUGAGAAGUAGUAACGAUUUUCUUGAAUUUGUUUUUUAUAUCCAUCUGAUAACUGACUUACAACUGAUCCUUGUAAUUUUGAACUUUUAUAGCUUUCAAAUUUUGAUUUACCUAUAAUAUGGUAUUUUCGGGUAGAUGUAAUUUCAAUUUUUCAUUUGUCUAAUAAUUUGAACCUUAAUUAAAAUAAAAUUAUUACAACAGUCAACAAAUAUUCAUAUUUCAUAUAUUUCUAUCUCUAAUUAGAAGUAAUAACCAGUUGGUAGUUAUUGAAGAACAAUUAAAUUAAGUAUAACAAAACUAUUAUGCAUAAAAUAUAAUACAUUUCUCCAAUUUUGAAAGCCUUUCUCUGUGAAAGUGUCUUGACAAUUAUUUCCCAACCAAAUUAAUAAACAUUUAUGUUUUAACAGAUGAAAGUGUAUUGUCCUUUUCUAUAAAUAAAGAAUUAGAUUCUCCAAACAUUAUAGAAACAGAGUCCAAUAGUAAUCAACAUUUAACCAAUCAACCACAACUCCAAUGUCCUCAACACUCAGCUUUAGAUACGGUUUGCACAUGCAAUAUUAUAAUUUGAAAAUUAAACUAUUAUAAUAAGCAAUAACUUUUAGGAAUGCAAUCCAGACAUUUUGUCAGUUGAACAAGAAGUUUUACCAUCAGAAAAUGAUAAUAUGGAUGUUACACCCAUUGGAAUAUCGUCAACGUUAGAAUCGGUACAUUAAAAAGUUAAAUUAAAUUAAUUACAUUUUUCAAAAAUAUUUUAUAAUCUAUACUUAAUGGAAAAUAUUAAAAAUGUCCAAAACUUUUGUUAGAUUUCACUCUAGAUGAUUAUUUAUCUACACACAUGUUGAAUGUUUAUGCCUGUUUUUAUGUUAAUAUAUUUUUAUAUACAAUAUAUUUUUUCAGAGUGAUAGUUCUUCAACCAAAGAAAAUGAAUACCAAUUAUUAACUGAAAAUUCUAGAUGGAAAAAUGACCCUGCAAAUUUUAAACAUAUCAAACAAUUAACUCCUGAGUUGAGAAAUAUGAUUUUAGAAUGGGGACCUUGUCAACCUAAGGAACAUGAAUUGCCUAAUAAUGAAUAUCCAAAAGACAGCUCCAAAAGAAGUUUUCAUUCAUCUUGGUAUUCAAGGAAAUUAUUAGAUAGUACAUUUGAACAACGUAACUGGCUUACAUAUUCUCCAAAAUUAAACAAAGUGUUCUGUUUGUAUUGCAUAAUUUAUGGAAAUAAUUCAAAUGAUGCCUGGGUGAAAUAUGGUUUUAAUCAUUGGAAAAAUGGUCAUAUGGCUUUAAUUAAACAUGAAACAACCUCAGCUCAUAUAAUGUCAUCAUUAAAAGUUAAACUAAAAGCAUGUUGUUUACCACUCUUACCGUCAUUAGUAGAAGAACACAAUAAACAAGUAUCCUUUAAUAGAGAAUUGGUAAAACAACUAAUUGAAAUAACCAUAUUUUUAGGACAACACAAUCAUUCCUUCAGAGGUCACAAUGAAAAUUGGAAAAAUAACACUACAGGAAAUUUUAAAGAUAUGGUUGUCUUACUGAGUAAACAUUCUCCUAUAUUGUCAGUACACAUAGACCAACUCAAAAGUAAAGGCAAAAAAGAAAAUUCUUUUAUAUCAUGGGACCGACAAAACCUGUUAAUAGAGUCUAUUUCAGAAUACAUAUUAUCGACUAUUAGAUCACAAAUAUUAUCAGCUCGUUAUUUUAGUAUUAGUACUGAUUCCACAUUUGACAUUUCACACAAGGAACAACUAUCAUUUGUAGUCAGGUAUUUAUUCAAUUCCAAUAUAUGUGAAAGGCUAAUUGCAUUAUCUGAAUCAUCAAAUACUACAGGUCAAUCACUUUUUGAACUUUUUAAAUCAGUUAUGGAAAAAAAUGGAUUAGAUUGGAAUCAACAUUUAAUUGGACAGUCAUAUGAUGGUGCAGCGAACAUGAGAGGACCAUAUAGUGGACUUCAAGCACAUAUUAUCAAAGAAAACCCAAAAGCUCUUUAUGUUUGGUGCCAUGCACAUAGAUUCAAUUUAAUAGUGUUAUCUGCCGUUGGCUGCUGUAAAGAAGCAGUCGAUUUAUUUGGUAACAUGGAAAAACUAUAUUCUUUUAUUGUGGGUAGUAAAAAGAGAUCAGAUAUUUACAGAAAAAAUCAAAGUGAAUUGUAUCCAAAGAAACAAUUAAAGGCAAUCAAAAGAGUCGGAACUACUAGGUGGAUGUCCAACUCGUUUGCUCUAUCUACAGUUCUUGAAACAUUAGAAGCAAUUUUAGAUAUGCUUGAACAAGUAAAAAAUGUUGAAGGCCCAGUUGAUUUUAAAACUGGUAGUGAAUGUAAUGGGUUACAAUCAUAUUUUCAGUCAUCACGUUUCAUACUAACUGCGUUUAUAUUUAAACAUAUCUUUGAAGUCAUGGAACCUUUAAGUAAAAUACUUCAAUCUCGUGAUUUAGACUUAUUGACAGCAGUGAAUUAUUUAAAAAAGGUUGAACAAAAAAUAACAAUGAUGCGUACUGAUGAAAAAUUUAAUACUAUUUUUGAGGAAGCAAAACAAUAUUCCAAAGAACAUUUUGGUGAUUUUAAUAUGAAUAAUUUAAUGUCAUUUAGAAAUCGAAAAAGAAAUGUAGUUCGGCGAUCAGGUGAACUCUGCAUAGAUCAAUCCAUUCAAGAUUCUAAACAAUACUAUAAAAUAUCAGUUUUUUUUUCUAGUAAUUGAUAUUAUUCUUCAACAACUUAGC